Messenger RNA from Helicoverpa armigera (cotton bollworm), 3653 nucleotides. RefSeq names its product inactive ubiquitin carboxyl-terminal hydrolase MINDY-4B. NCBI's taxonomy places the organism in Eukaryota, Metazoa, Arthropoda, Insecta, Lepidoptera, Noctuidae. The coding region runs from base 104 to 1363 and encodes 419 amino acids. The transcript has 13 exons. Gene Ontology annotation, biological process: protein K48-linked deubiquitination. Gene Ontology annotation, molecular function: K48-linked deubiquitinase activity; cysteine-type deubiquitinase activity. The record is from RefSeq and is a predicted model, not a curated record.
UGCCGGUUUGACGUCCAUUAUUUCUGAAUCAUUUUAUAACACUAGUGAACUCUGUGCCGUGGUGUUAAGGGUCAUUUUUGAACAGCAAAGUUGUUUUGGAAAAAUGCUUCGAACCAAUAGGGAUGGCGUUCCGGCUCCGUUUGAAGAGCGAGUUCUGUACGCGAGGAACAAGUUAUUGAAUGGGGCUAGGCCAGCUGUGGUCGGUGGGACGCCGAUAACUGAGGACUUGGCGACCGAACUACGAGUCACCUGCUUCAGCUCAGCAUCGUGUCCACCUCGGGGCGAAUGGAUCCGCACUCCGCUGGUGAUGAGGCCUCCAGACCAGCCGCUUGGUUACGGACUAGCUGCACCUAGGAACGGAGCCAGGUCCUUGCUCUCCGCACUCCAAGCGCACAUGAUCAAGUGGCUGCUCUUCGACUCGAGGCCACAGACUAAGGACAACAAAUGCGACGUUCCUCCUGACACUUACCUCCGACCUUCGGAGGAACGUCAAGAAGAAGCACUAUGGAGGGCUUGCAGUGAGGUUAUCUGGCGUUGUGGUGGAGGUGGCAACACUGGUCAGGCUGCUGCCGAUCCUAAGGCCGUGGUGGGGUUACCAAGCGGAAAUAAUUACGUGCAACAUAGCUCCCAGUAUUAUCAUGAUGGGGUUACUGAAAAGCUGCACAUUUUCGAAUUCACCACUUUGGAGGAUCUCCAGAUAUUUCUGAAGCGUUAUUUAUAUUUGUUCCAAGUUGAAGAUGGGGUAGGAGCGUUGUUGCUACUCUACGCGUGUGUAUUGUCACGAGGAUGUGAAAACAUCAAGAAAGACCUGGACGGCAAGAUAACGCAUCUGGUGUCAGCUCAUGUGGAAGGGUCCAUCAAUGUGGUGACCCUGCUGCUGACUGGCAGAGCUACUCCGUAUCUUCAUAAUGGAGUCCUGUAUGUUGGUGAUGAAGAUCAUUAUGCAAUGCCACAAUUCGGAAUACUAGCCCGCAGUCCCGUCGGUCUCCUAGUAUGGUACGGUGGUGAGGAGAACUCCAAGAAUAACAUCAAUAAGCAGUUCCCUGGCUCCAGGCUCAAGACUCCAGCUUUACCUAUAUGGGUGACAAGUUGUUCCGGCCACUACGGCGUCCUCUUCAAUACAAAUCGGGAACUGCUGAGAAACUACCACGCCGAGAGGAGGUUUGAUAUCCACUACUACACGUGCGGCGGUUGUCACGUUCUGCUGAAUGUGGACACUCGAGCUCACGUUGAUGUAGCGGGGCCUCUGCGCAGUGAUGACAUCAGUGCUACUCCGCUUGAGAAGUUGAUACAUACUAAAUGGCAGGAUGCGGCUAUCACUUGGACUGGAUCCACGCCAUACGUUGGAGAGCCUGUCAAGUGAAACUUCUUCACUAUUAUUAUAUGUAGCUGUCUAGCUUCAAUAGCCAUUAUUAUAGUUUAAGCUUUAAUCGAUUUUAGAUAUAGUAUACGGUAGAAGAGAUUAUUAUUGCUAUUGAGCUGCUAAAAUAUACUUAACUUGCUGUUUUACUAGCUUCUCCCGAGGGAACUACUUCCCGCACUCCAAAUAAAAGUCUACUCAUUUCUAGUUUAAAAGAUCAUCAAAUAGAACAGUUGUUUUGGCAUUAAUAUUUAUAAUGUUGUUUUAAUAAACUAAUUAUUCAUAUAUACAAACUUAAACUUUUGGCAUUUGUAGUACGAGUAAUAACGAUGUUUUUAGUUUAUUGUUAACUAGCUGUUGCCCGCGACUUCGUCUGCGUGGGCAAUUUGGAAUUGUCAAAAUACUACUUAUGCCGUAGCGUAGGUGUAUUCUUUUACAUAACAAUAUAAUUAGGAUUACCACUUGGCAGCAGCACGGGUUGAUCAAUCAAGGUGGUGUCGACGAUGUGUGACUAUUUAUCUAAACAAAAGAAGUAAAGUUUGUGACGUUGAGGAAAUCUCUGGAUCUAGUCAACCGAUUUGGAAAAUUAUUACGUAAUUCUCACAUAAAACAAAGGUCUGACAAAGUUGUCAUUUGUACAUUUUCUGCAGCAGCUGCGACAAAUCAGGAGCCAGAAAGUCUGUCAAACAGUUUUACUUACCACGGAUAACGCGGUGUCUAGUUCACUGGGUUGAAGAGAUCAGAUAGGCACUCCAAGUAAACAUUGGUACUCAAAAAGAUUCGGUUUGACUGGAAGCCAACACCCACACAAUUGAGGAAUAGCUGGGUGGAUGAUGACUGAGUCAUCAGGCAAGCGCAUAGUUUCACUACUUGUAUUUCGGGGAUUUUCUGUGCACUCACUCACUAUGUUGUGUUGGAAUUCCACCGAAAUGUUUGCAUUAGUUCACGAUCAGGUAAAGUAUACGUCCGAGAGAGUAAGUCCAAUUCGUGUGUUGGCACUUGAAGCCUGCAGUUCUUCCAAGAUUUUCAAAAUGUACGCUCGAAAUAAGUUUGUACGAUUUCAGAACGAACGAACUCUUGUCUUCUGUUGACAUCUUGUUGACGUAUUGUGACAGAUAGUUAUUCCCAUUGAUGUUAAUUUUAGAAGUGAAACAAUGUUUUCGGUCGUAUUUUGCCUACAUUCUUCAUUACUCAAAAAGUAUAUUAAUAAGAACCUUCUAUAUACAUGUAAGUGAAUUCAAAAUAAUGUAAUAUAUUAAAACCAGGAACUUAUUUUUAAGGAUGUUUGAAUAUUAAUUACAAUGUUUUUUUUAUAAUAAUAAAAUCUUACUCGCAAUGCACUUUCAGUGUGAUGCAUGUUUGUUAUCGGAUGAAAUGAAUGGAUAUUCAUGUUUAUGAGAGGUAUAGCUUAUAUUAUGUCAGAACAACAUAUGUAGACUUUUUAAGAAUGUGGGGAAGUUCAUAAUUUCUUCGGGACGUGGGUGCCGCUUCCCAUGGGAACUACUGUCCGCACCGGGAUAAAAUAUACCCUAUGUUACUCGCAGAUAAUGUAGCUUUCUAAUGGUGAAAGAAUUAUAAAAAUGUCCCUGAUGAUGGGCUAUAUUUCUUGUAGUGUUUUUAUAGUAGCGAAAUACACACGUUGUCAUAUAAUUUUUUCUUGAAAGUAGGAACAUAUAAUGACAAAGUGAAGUCUGUUUUCAUUGAUAUUUUACCUACUACCAGUUUUAUGGCACAUCUGUUUCUGCAUGAUUUUCUUCAUCUAUAAUUUUAGGAUAUCAUUUCUUUAAAUUCAGUUUUUUGCUCAAGUUACUUAUAAAAGCGUUAUUUUCUAUGUAAAGAUUGAUAAUAGGCCGAUAAACUUACAAAGUUCAACAUUCAAAUAUGUGUCAUUAUUGCACCCGCUGUUGCAGAAAUGUUUACAGAAAUUAUCGUUCAUUGCUCAUCCCCCGUAGGUGAUAGCGUGAUAAUAUAUAUCCUAUAUGUUGAACCGGCUCCCAGGUAAUAUUCAUGCAAAAUUUGAUUUAAAUCUAUGCAGUACUUUUCGAGUUCAGUGAGACUAAACAUACAGACAAACAGACAAACAGACAUACAGACAAACAGACAAAAAAUCUAAAAACUAUAUAUUUGGGUUCAGAAUCGAUGAUAGAUCACCCCCCAAGUAUUCUUUUAAAAAAAUAUUCAAUGUACAGUUUUGACUUUCCUAUCAUUUUAUUAUAUGUAUAGAUUUGAAACUUUAGUGUCUUUGAUGCAGUUCCGGAAAAAUUGAAAUCUGCUUGUAACGAUAGCAAUAAUG